CCUACUAAUUUACCAUCCUCCUCGGAGAAUCAGAGAAGUGACGCCCAAUAGAGGAUUGAAAUUUUUCUAAAAACAAAAGCAAAAUGCUGCACCAGAGCAAGAACUAAAGAAUAUGGGAUGUGGAUGCUCCACUCUCUCAACACCCAAUCACAACCUUUUUCUCUCUCUUUCCUCAACACUUCCCAUCAAACCAAAAUCAAAUUCUUCUAACUAUCACCCAACUUUUUCAUUUCAUUCCCAUCUCCCUAAUCUCAGCAACAUAACCAUGUCUCAAUCCCCACUUCCAUCAUCUCUUCCUCCCAAUUCCAGCAAAAUCGUCUCAUUUGAAACCCACCAAGAAAUUUCUGAAAAACCCAUCUUCAAUCCACAUGAAAUUAAUCCAAAAUUGCUUCAGAAAUUGCUUUAUGAUGGCCUGGUUUGGUCUUCUCUUCAUGGGCUUCUUGUUGGAGAUAGAAAUGUUCUGAGAUCAGGGACAGUUCCUGGGGUUGGUAUGGUUCAAGCCCCAUUUUCUCUUUUGCCUGCAUCAUUCCCUAAGGAUCACUUCAAGCAAGCAUGUGAAUUAGCUCCAAUUUUCAAUGAACUCUUCGACCGUGUCAGUUUGGAUGCGAAAUUUCUCCAAGAUUCAUUAUCGAGAACCAGAAAAGUGGAUGAUUUCACGUCAAGACUGUUAGAUAUUCACUCCAAGAUGAUAGAUAUUAAUAAGAAAGAGGAGUUACGCUUGGGCUUACAUCGCUCAGAUUACAUGCUUGAUGCACAAACCAAAUCACUUCUCCAAAUAGAGUUCAACACAAUCUCAUCUUCAUUUUCUGGGCUUUCUUGUCUUGUCAGUGAACUUCACAGGAACUUGCUUGGUCACUAUGGAAGUCAGCUUCAAAUGGACUUCAGAAAGGUCCCUGAAAAUACAUCUGUUCAUCAGUUUGCAAAGGCACUAGCUGAAGCUUGGCGAGAGUACAAUAAUCCAAGGGCUGUUGUUCUAGUUGUGGUUCAAGCUGAGGAACGCAACAUGUAUGACCAGCAUUGGCUAUCUGAUGUAUUGAGAGAGAGACAUGAUGUUACAUCUAUCAGGAAGACAUUAGCAGAAAUUGAUGCAGAGGGCGAGUUACUGCCUGAUGGAACACUUGUUGUACAGGGGGAAGCAAUUGCAGUAGUGUAUUUUAGAGCUGGUUAUGCACCUACUGAUUAUCCUUCUGAGUUGGAGUGGCGAGCUAGGCUAUUGGUGGAGCAGUCAUCUGCUGUGAAGUGUCCUUCAAUUGCAUAUCAUUUAGCAGGUACCAAGAAGAUUCAGCAGGAGCUUGCAAAAUCCAAUGUACUUGAGAGGUUCCUUGAUAACAAAGAUGACAUCGCCAAAGUUAGAAAAUGCUUUGCAGGCCUGUGGAGUUUAGAUGAUACUGAAGUUAUUUUAGAUGCGAUUGAAAAACCUGAGUUGUACGUGAUGAAACCUCAGAGAGAAGGCGGAGGAAACAACAUUUACGGAAAUGAUGUGAGAGAAGCGCUUCUAAGAAUACAGAAGGGGGGAUCAGAAGAUAAUGCUGCAUACAUUCUCAUGCAACGAAUCUUUCCGACUAAUUUCCCAGCGCUUCUGGUAAGAGAAGGCAUCUGUCACCAAGAUCAUGCUAUAUCAGAGCUGGGCAUAUAUGGUGCUUAUCUGAGAAACAAAGAGAAGAUUAUCAUGAAUGAGCAAUGUGGUUACUUGAUGCGGACGAAGGUCUCUUCAUCAGAUGAGGGUGGAGUUGCAGCUGGUUUCGCUGUCUUGGACAGUUUAUAUCUAAGUUGAUAGCUUUAAGGAAAACUAUUCAGUACUGCUGUACUGCUGAAGUUUGGCAUUUGGACAUCCAUUGAUUUCUUCAGCUCAUUUUGGCAUCACCAUGUAGUUCACAACGGCCUUGUGGGCUGUGGCACUGAAUGCAGGGACAAGUUUCUUCAGACUUUCUUGCAAAUAAUUUUUUUUAAAAAAAUUCUGUUCCUCGGCCGUUAAGUAAUUAUGGUUUUGGUUUUUGGUCGUUAGAUUCAUAUAGGAAGUUCUGCUUCAAAGUUUCCCAUCUUGGAUUCUUCGGAAUCUAAUUCCUAUGUACAUUUCCUUGAAAGUCCUUGUAAUUUGUUUGGUCAACAUAAGGAAAGUUGCACUUCCUAUCAUGGGAGAGUUACAA
Messenger RNA from Beta vulgaris subsp. vulgaris (sugar beet), 2147 nucleotides. Its product is annotated as glutathione synthetase, chloroplastic. Gene Ontology annotation, molecular function: ATP binding; glutathione binding; glutathione synthase activity. Gene Ontology annotation, cellular component: cytosol. The transcript is spliced from 12 exons. Gene Ontology annotation, biological process: glutathione biosynthetic process. Lineage: Eukaryota; Viridiplantae; Streptophyta; Magnoliopsida; Caryophyllales; Amaranthaceae. The record is from RefSeq and is a predicted model, not a curated record. The coding region runs from base 113 to 1774 and encodes 553 amino acids.